Molecule: messenger RNA, 1780 nt
Organism: Symbiodinium sp. CCMP2592
Lineage: Eukaryota; Dinophyceae; Suessiales; Symbiodiniaceae
Source: the annotation of a GenBank genome assembly
GAUAGAGCGGGGACAGUGCUUUCUGGUCAUGUUUCCUGCAUCCAGCUCCGAAGAUGAGCAAGACACUGUCCGGCAUCCGGCAGCCCAAUGCCCGGACAGAGAGCAAGCUUCAGAGCCUCAGGCACGAGUGAAUGCUGCAGCACAAGCUCCACAGGCAGGCCCGAGACCAAGACCGUUAAAAAAGGCUGGACUUUCGAAAGCUUGGGAUGCUAAAGAUGCAAUCUUGCGUUCUUCUCUUGCAGAAUCUGCAGAGCGACAAAGCUUCAAGGAGCUGCUCGGAAAGAUUCAGAAGGAAGAAAACAUAGAGGCUCGACUUUUCGUUUGGGAACGACUCUACGACGAGACUCCCACAUACUGCUCGCAAGGGUACCUGCAGGAGGACACUGGCGAGAUUGUAUAUAUUCCCGAGACCGGAAAGAUUAUGGCCAGCAAACUGCGAUGGGGCAUGUGUCUGUACUUGAAGCCAGGGUUCCGAGAGGACCUUCCGCGGUAUCACCUGGUGCAUGGCACCCUGACCAGUCCAUUGGUGGCAAUGGAAAAUCAGCAGGGCCCCAUUGUGCGGAAAACCAUCAUGGACACGAUGUCUUGGAGUGCAGAGGAGGCCCGAAUGCUCGAGGUCUUCAAAAGGCAGAUUGUGCUGCGACACACGGAUUUGCACCGAUCUGCCUUAGCAGCAGAGCGUUCCUUGGAGGUCGACACUGGAGUUCCAUCGACAUUGUUGCGGUGUUGCCUACACAGAUAUCGCACAUCUGAGCAGAAUGCACUUUCCGUGGAUCCAGCGACAGAAAGCUUUUUGAUCAAUGCCACAUUGGCAUUUCGGCAAAAAGCCGGGUUCACGAGACUAGCAAGGGACCGAGUUAUGAAGUUUGCUCUCCAGAAGUGCCGAGUGUAUGCAGGAGAGCCACCUGCUGAAGUGAAGCGCUGGCGGGCCCAAAUGGCCAGUGUCUUGUGGCCUCAUGCUCCCAAGACCAAGGCCGAGGCCCGAAGAAAGUUCCUUUGGGACUAUGUUUUGAAUGGAGAUGUCCGACUUGGGUCUGAGCUGCAACACUAUUGCAUUGGGCCCGAUUGCUGCCCAAAUGGAACCGAGAGCCUCCGCUUCAAGCUUCGACAGGCCUAUGGACUGGAGGCCUUGUUCAGUCCUCCUCCCAUCAACUUUCCACGAAGAUCCUGGCAAGGGCAGCAUGCUUCGAGCGCACACAUGCUCCAGCUCUUUUGCUGUCACGGUUUGUUGUUGCACGUGCCCUUCGAAAGUGACGUGCAGGAGUACCUGCAUCGGUCCGAUUCCCUGCAGAACCUCUAUGUGGCAGUUCUAACCCUGACCCGAACGGAUGAACUGAAAAGAGCCGCAGUGGAUCGCUGUGGCAAUGAUUAUGAGCACCAGCAGAUGUGCAGGGAGUUGCCUAGACCGCACGACAAGAGUACGCCCGAGCAUGCAGUUUAUCCAGCUCAGACAGCCUUCCGAGCUUUGGACUUGCAUCGUUUGUUGCAGUCUAGCAGUGAGGACUUCUGCCAGGGUCCAGAAGUUUUGUCCGAGUUAUUCCCAGAAAGCAAGAGCAUGCCCCUGGAACUGCUGCUCUACCGGAUGACCACCCGGCUUCAAGGCUCCCUUUAUUCCCUGGGCAUCAUCGAGCAGAGGGUAUACCCAUAUGCAUUCUUUGAGAUCCUGGCAAGCAAAGCAGCUGCAGGCGAGAUUGCUGAAGAUGCCAGCAUCAGCAAGGAUUUGUUCGACUCCUUCGGCAGGCUCAUGCUUGCAGCAUAUCCACGAGCUUUUCGGCAAUGA